UAAUUUGAUUUGUAACUUUAAACAGUGCCGUAAAACGCUUUUAGAAACGGCUUAUAUGACCUCAUGUUCUCAUUUAUUUUGUAACGAACAUGUUUUAAAUAUAACUACCAAGCAAGAGUUAAAAUGUCCAGUGUGUAAUAAUAUGUUUGAACCAAAUCGAGAUAUAAUUCGCGUUAACUUAAAUCCCGAUGAAGCAACUAAAUCCGUAAUGAUGGCAGGGUUAGUCCCGGAAGUAAUUAUGGAUGUAGUUACCAGAGCACUAGCGUUUUGGAUCUAUCAAGUAAAUUUGGAAAGUUUAUAUUUAGGAGCUGAUUUAAAAACAGCAAAUGAAAAAAUGGUAGUUUUAGAAAAAUAUUGUGAAGAUAAUUACGCUAAGCAUCAGAGUGAAAUCAACACUCUCAAACGUAAAAUUGAUUCUUUAAACGAGGAGUUGGAAAUGAAUAAAAGACACUGCCAAGUUUUGAUUCAAGAAUUGCAGGAAAAGGUGAAUCUAGUUGAAAAUUUGCAAUUAAAAAAUAAAAUAAGCACAACUGAAGAAUUUAUAAAAUCAAAAAAUGCUCCAAAUUAUUAUGAUUCAAAUCCUGCUCCUGGUCAAAACCCAGUAGCCAUGAACACUGCUCAAACCAAUGCGUUUAGAGUUCCGAAGCCGCAUAAUAAUGAUUUUAAAUUCAAACCAAAAUCAAUUGAUUCACCGCAAUUAAUGCCUCCAAUGCAUCCAUUUUAUCGUUCAGAUACGAAUGACGAGCAAGAUUUUUAUUUCAAACCAAGUAUGAAUUUCAAAUGAGAAUAAUCAAAUAGUUAAGUUACGG
Messenger RNA from Chrysoperla carnea, 809 nucleotides. Its product is annotated as E3 ubiquitin-protein ligase CCNB1IP1-like. Lineage: Eukaryota; Metazoa; Arthropoda; Insecta; Neuroptera; Chrysopidae. The transcript has 5 exons. Gene Ontology annotation, molecular function: ubiquitin protein ligase activity. Gene Ontology annotation, cellular component: synaptonemal complex. The record is from RefSeq and is a predicted model, not a curated record. The coding region runs from base 56 to 784 and encodes 242 amino acids. Gene Ontology annotation, biological process: reciprocal meiotic recombination.